Pomacea canaliculata is the source of this 1920-nucleotide messenger RNA. Its product is annotated as ubiquitin carboxyl-terminal hydrolase isozyme L5-like. The record is from RefSeq and is a predicted model, not a curated record. Lineage: Eukaryota; Metazoa; Mollusca; Gastropoda; Architaenioglossa; Ampullariidae. Gene Ontology annotation, biological process: ubiquitin-dependent protein catabolic process; protein deubiquitination. Bases 245 to 1240 code for a protein of 331 amino acids. The transcript has 11 exons. Gene Ontology annotation, molecular function: cysteine-type deubiquitinase activity. Gene Ontology annotation, cellular component: cytoplasm.
CUAAUCAUUAAUUUCCUUAGCCGGUGCUAGUCAUUUCAAAAGCACCCUACUGAUUUGUUCUGUUUUAUAUUGCUCUUUCGUUGUCAGUAUUUUCUACGUUUCAUUAAGCGUCGUUACUAUGGUAAUGCAAACUAUUAAAAGAAUAUUUUAUUUGUGUUUUGUUUAAUUGUUAAAUAAAAGCCCAUUUAGUUCAGAAUAAUCGAAGACUUAUCUCUAGUCGCGUCACCGCAGUGCAUUUAACAGCAUGGCUAACACGGCUGGGGACUGGUGUCUGAUCGAGAGCGAUCCUGGUGUUUUCACAGAAUUAAUCAAAGGAUUUGGAUGCUCAGGAGUUCAAGUGGAGGAAAUAUGGAGUCUUGACAAGGAAAGCUUUGAGCAACUUAAGCCAGUGCAUGGGCUUAUCUUCCUGUUCAAAUGGGUGCCAGACAAAGAACCUGAUGGAUCAGUGGUUCAGGACAGCCGACUGGAGAAAAUUUUCUUCGCCAAACAGGUGAUAAACAAUGCUUGUGCCACACAAGCUAUUCUCAGCAUUCUCCUCAAUUGCUCACAUCAGGACUUGACCCUUGGGGAAACUCUGACAAGUUUUAAAGACUUUGCACAGAACUUUGAUCCUGCAUUACGCGGUUUGAGUCUUAGCAAUUCAGACUUAAUCAGACAAGUCCACAACAGUUUUUCUCGACAACAGAUGUUUGAGUUUGAUGAGAAGCUGGGAAAGAAGGAUGAUGAUGUAUUCCAUUUUGUUGGCUACAUCCCAUUUGAAGGUCGUCUGUAUGAACUUGAUGGGCUGAAAGAAGGACCUGUUGACUUGGGACCAAUAUCCACUGAUGUAGAGUGGACGGAUGUUGUAAGACCCGUCAUUGAGAAGCGUAUGCAAAAGUACAGUGCAAAUGAAAUCCACUUCAACCUUAUGGCAGUUGUGUCAGACCGCAAAAUGUCCUAUGAAAAGAGACUUUCAGAACUGCAAAGUCAGCUUGAUCAAGGUGCUAUGGAUACAGAUGACCUUCAGUCAGAAAUCAGCAGAUUAAGCUACCUUAUUCAAGAAGAGGAAUGCAAAAGACAGCGAUACAAGAUAGAAAAUAUUCGACGAAGACACAAUUACCUCCCUUUCAUAAUGGAGCUGCUGAAGAUUCUAGCAUCAGAGAAGAAAUUGGUCCCAUUGAUAGAAAAGGCAAAGGAAAUAGCUGCACAGAAAAGGAAUGAAAAAGAAAAGGCGAAACAGUGUGUGCCGUCUCAGGUAUAAGCCGUUACAGAGAUUUUCUUCUCUUAAAAACUUUAAAAGGGUGGUUGUCAUCUGAUGGAAAGUUGCUACAGAAUGAAGUGCAUUCAUACAGGCUUUGACUGCUUGAUCUACUGUUGCAUCAAGUCUCUUUAUUUCUCACUACUGUUAUUUGCUCUUCAUGCACCAGCAACUUUUAAAUAAUUACUUCUAGAAUUCUUUCUCUGUAAUGAGAAAUAGUUUAUGCUGUUAAAAAUAAUUCACAGAAUAAAAAGAUUUGAUGUACUUACUGCGUGUGGAUGUGCAUAUCUGUGUUAAUGUGUUCACAAGCAUACUCUUUUGUGUGUGCAAGAAUGGGUGCAUCAGCAUUUAAAAGAGAGAGUGUGUAUGUUUGUGUGUGCAUAUAUUCAUAUGUGUGCAUGCACAUCGGUUCUGGAUACAAAAAGUGACACAGAAGAGGCAUUAAUGCUUUGACACUCACAAUAUUCUCUUUAAACUAUACACCUAUUUAACAAAAAAAAGUCCGUAGUUAAAGACCAACACCAGUUUUGUCAUCAUCAUUUUCCUUAUCAGCUUCUAUUUCUGGUGUUUUUCCGAAGGGUUUAUAGAUGGUUAUACACUACUUCUUACAGCUAUUUUAUUGCCUUUGUUAUUCACCUGUGGUCAUUUUAAAUAAAUUUAUGUUCACUUAGAAGUGCAUCAAA